GCGGCUCUGGAGCGUCUCCAAGAGCAGCAGCAGGUUUGCUGAGACGCCACCCAGCUGGGGAAUGCACCUGCCCGGGCAGGAGGUGAGGGCCGCAGCCGGACCUCGCUGCUGCCGCGGCACCAGGAAGGGGAGCCUCACCUGGCUCUUGGCACGCACUUGCAAGAGAAAAGGAAGAGAUAUUUUCCCCGUGGGCUCCCUCGUUAGCUGGAUCCAGUGGAAAGAAAACCAGGAAAAACUAUUGCUGCCAGGCUGGAGCAGGGAAGUGUGCUGGGUUAUCGCGUGUGGGCAGCGUCUGCCGCAGCAAAUCUUGUUGGACUCUCCCAGUCUCCAUGAUGUUCACGAAGUCCACAUAAAAGCUGCAUAAAACCCUUGCAAGGCUGGAAGUACAAGGAAAUACUGCAGGAACCUGUCUCAUCCCCAGACGUCCCCUUCUGAACCCUGUGGAUGAAAGACAAAGGAAAGGAAGGAGACAGCCCUGGCUGCUCACCUGUGGUGCUGCUCUGGGAACACUCCAUCAUGUUUCACAGCCUUGCCUCAGUGGUGGGCCCAACCCCAUCACACGGACCAUAGCGCUCCAGGUGGCACCACUGCAAAAGGAAAUUCCAUCAGGAUCCAAAGAAUGAGACCAAGACAUCACUGCUGGAGAAAUGCAGCUGCCUUCACUGCUGCUGCUGCAUUGACCCUCCAUUUACUGUAGGGGUACAAAUUCAUCUGUGCCACCUCUGUGCCCUCUCUACCCAGCUGCUCACCAUGCCAGAGCUGGCAGAGCUGAGCAGCCCCCGGACCCCUGCGGAUGCGGACCACAUCCAGAGGAAUAUCUUGGAAGAGCAUGUGGAGCUCUGGUGGUUCCAGGACCCCAAAAAGGCCAUCCUGUGCUAUGGGAUGGCCGUGGUGCUGAUUCUGGCCUGCGGGAUUGGGGGCAUCAUCCUGCUGUACAGCACUAGCAGCCGGUCUGGAGAGUGGCGGCUCGCCGUGGGCACCACGCUCUGCCUCCUGGCCCUGCUGGUGCUGCUGAAGCAGCUGCUGAGCUCUGCGAUCCAGGACAUGAACUGCAUCCGCAGCCGGGAUCAGAUCGAGCUCCUCAAGAGCGGAGGCUUCUCGGACUGCCUGGUGCUGCUGCUGAGCGCCCUGGUGCUGCUGAUCUGCGGGGUGGUGCUCACCAUCCUCUCCACCACCAGCAUGCAGCUCAGCCCCGCACGGCCGCUGGCCAGCAUGUUCACCAGCGGGGUCAUCCUCCUGACCGCUGGCAGCGCCAUCCUCCUCUCCCUGCUGCUCUACCUGCUGUGCACCUCCUGCCGCCGGGCGGCUCCUCGCAGCCUGGACACCGGCGAGAUCCGCGUCUUCACCAUCUCCGGCCGCCUCGCUGGAAACAGGCGGCUUCCUCCCACCUCCAGCAUGGCCAACCUGAUCUGAGCCGGGACACUUCUGCGUGAGCCUCAGCAGACACAACCCGUGUGCCUUGUGUUUCUGUUGGAGAUGACUGGCAUUUGCUUUGCCCCAGACUGGUGGCACAGCACAGACUCGGGGUGCCUGGGCGGGCUCUGACCUGGCUGGCAUUUUAUCUCCACAAAGCCUCCUGUGGCAGCUGCUGCCUGCCUGGCUGUGGCCCAUGUUACAGAGUGAAGGUGAGCCUGUCCUGUAUCCCUGGGGACCCUGGUACUAGCACAGUUCCUGCAGUUCCUGGAACUGUCAUAUGCUGUCCUGGCAGGAGAGGCUGUGAUUGCAGGUGGUGUAGAACCAGCCUGUGCUCUGUGCAGAGCCUCCAGCUCCCAAGUGAAUUAAAGCCUUUAGCAGCUGGUGAAUGGCAGGAGAUAUUUUGCGUGUCAGCAGGCACGAGGGAGCCUGGUGGGAGGUAUGGCUGCAGGGGCUGCUCCCAAGGAAUUAUCGGUGUCUGUAGGAGUGUGUUGGAUCUGCUUAGGAUUGUGUGUGCCUGAGCCACAGCAUGGCUGGACCUCACAUGAAAUGCUGUCUGUGUUUGCAAUGCCAGGAUCUGUUCCAGUGUCACAUUUCUGCAGCCCACCAUCACCUGUGGUUUGUCAAAGGGAUGAUCAAACGGUGUCAGUGUGAAGGCCCUGAUGGAUUAUCUGUGCUGGACUGAGUGUUGGGGCUCUGUUAUCAUGCCAGGGUGCUCCAGCUACAUGAGCCACAAACAGCAAGGUGCAGUUGCUGAGAGAUGGUGAUGGGAUGCCAGAAUCCUGGGGCUGCCCUCUGCAAAAGCUGUGUGAGGGGAGAGUGCUGUGCCCUCCCACAGGAGUUUCCCAGGAACAGGCACCUCUGCUGCCAGGAGUCCCACAGCUCAUCCCAGUCCCUGCUUGUUCCCAUGCUGUUUCUGUCUCCCAAGUGCUGCAGCUGCUGCAGGGCAGAAAAGUUCUUCUACUGUCACUUGGGCUGUCCCUGGAGCUCUUUUGGUGUUUUAUCUCUACAAGGUGUCUUGUUUUAUCACCAAGGUGUCUCUCCCAGAGGCAAAUUAACAAUUCACUCCAGGAACUUUUCCUGUGACUUAAGUCUAAUUUACCUGUCAAAAUUCUCAUUUCCCUCAUAGACCCACUAACCCUUUCAACUGCCCUUUCCAUAGACACAGAUCCCAAGCUCCUGCUGAAGAUGCUUCUGCACGACCUUCUCUUCCUCUUAGCCAGUUGUUCAGAGCAUGGUGCUAAUAAUACCAAGGUCACAGGUUUGAUCUACAUGUGGGCCAUUCCCUUACAAGUUGGACUCCAUGAUCCUUCUGGGCUCCUUCCAGUUCAGACUAUUCUGUGAUUCUUCAUCUUCUUGUCUGCUCCCAUCUUUUCUUUCACCUGAGUUGCUCUGCCCCAGAUGAUGGUUUUGCUCAUUAUUUGCCAAGUUUCCUCUGCAAUGGAAUGAGACUGAGAUAUUGUUUUUUGGUACCUGGUAGCAAAUUCCUUUGGAAGAGGAUGGUAACUGAUUCCCUUGCUAACAGCAUAAAUAACUGUCCAUGUCAGUGUCAGAAGGCAGUGCCAGAGUUCACCAUCACCUGGGCAGUGAGGGCUUCACCCCUUCACAGCUCCAGACCAACCAUCCCCAAUUCAGUGAGAUCUCAUGAGACCACAUCUAUAUCCCCCUGCUCUUGCCCUGCUUCUGCUGACUUUCCUUUGCCUGAAGCCUUGGAUUAUUUUCUCCAAUGUACAGGUACCUCAUUUGGGGUUUUCUCUCUCUGUUAUUUCUAUAUUUUCCUCUGCCACUUUCACAUCAUCUGUAGAUUUUAUUAAACUGCUGUUUCCUCUUCUCUCUGCAUCUCCUCCCUUAAUCUGCCCAAGAGCUCAGAAGGUGGUGGUGAGCUCAGAUCCUCCUGUGCUAAAUCUCUUCAAAGCCAAGCUUUUCUGCCCCUCUGGGUUGUUUGGCCUCAGGUCCACCAGGAACCCCUGUGUCUACACAGGAGGGGACAGGCCAGAGCUGAAUGGUUUUGCACCAUCACCAUUGCUGCUGCUCUGCAUGUCUGUGUCAGUGCAUGUGCAGUUGUGCCAGGCUGCACCGCCUCUGCCAGCACCAGUGUUCCAGCAGUGACUGCCAGCUCCACCAGCCCGCACGUGCUGGCAGGCCACAGCUGCCUGCACACCAGCUGUUUUGCACAUCUGGGCAUUUCUGUGCAGAGGUGAGAUUGUGCCCAGCGCGCAGCUCCGUGCUGCCUGCACGUCAAUGUGAAUCCUGGCCCCUCCACAGCCCCUUCAAAAUGUGCCCCAAGUGCCUGUGAAUUGUGCCAGAACAGGGUGAUUGACUGGGUCAGGACAGCAACCCAAGGAGACAAUGGCUGAGAACAGGCUGUACCUGAAGGUGGUGGUUGGGUGUCCAGCUGCCCAGAGGGACAGCCUGUGCUGCCCAGUCACUGACUCCCCUCUGCAACACAGGCGCUGGUUUGUUUCUUAGUUCCUGUGUUGUGUGUGGACAUACAUAAUAAAGUGUUAGAGAAGUUGA
This is a messenger RNA of Prinia subflava (tawny-flanked prinia), 3930 nucleotides long. RefSeq names its product transmembrane protein 125 (gene TMEM125). Lineage: Eukaryota; Metazoa; Chordata; Aves; Passeriformes; Cisticolidae. The record is from RefSeq and is a predicted model, not a curated record. Bases 751 to 1413 code for a protein of 220 amino acids. The transcript is spliced from 3 exons.